AUGGCUUCUCCUGCCUUCCGUCAUGAUUCUAUAAAUUCCCAGACGGUUCCCGACCAUCCGUGCUCACCUUCGCCAGCGACCGACUCCGCCGCCCCACCGCUAUUAUCAGACCCAUCUCCUCCGCCGUCAACUUCCAAGGCCGUCGGAGCUUCGCUCUUGCGUGACUAUGCCUUCCACAUAGACCCUUCACAGACCGCCAACGAAGUCGGUCGGAGAGCUACGCCCCAGCAAUCUCUCAAGCCCGCUGCAAGCGCAGCAUCACCGCACCCCAUGCAAGCGCGAGAAAACCAAACGACAUCGACCUCACCCCCCACGUCGUCCACGCCCUUCCUUCCCUUCCGUGCAGCGCCCUCAAUAGGUCGGCACAGUCGGAACGCCAUCUCUUGCGAUCUAAUACCCCGGCAGACUCUCAUGAAAGCGCUCGCUUCUCGGCCCUGCUCCAAUAACCACAGCUCCAAUAUGCCGCUGGCGGCGCCCUUCAGUCUUCAAAAUUCGGCCACCAGCCCUCCGGAAGACACAGAGCGUCGUCCACACACGUCAGCAUCUUCACAGAAGCUUUCUGCUGCGCUCUCAAAUCUACAGCUCAGCUCGUAUGCUGAGCGUGCCCCCUCUACUGCGCGCCUGAUCAUGCAAUCCCCAUGUUUCUUCCAUAAACGGUUCGAUGAUGCGGUGAAUCUUCAGAAGGUGCUGGAAGAGGUCACAGAUGACGAAUGGCUAUCGCAUUCUCGUCUUCUGCAGACGGCGACUGGGGUUCGAGAGGUGUCUAAACAGCUUCAGCGCCGACCGAUCAAGCGUGCGGUCAAAAAUGUCAUGAUCGUUACAAAGGCGCGAGAUAAUAGCUUGGUUCACUUGACUCGCGAUCUUACAGAGUGGCUUCUAUCCACCCCCCGGUACGGGAGCGAUCUUGGCGUAAACGUGUAUGUGGAUGCUAAGCUACGGCACUCGAAGCGAUUUGAUGCCCAGGGUCUGAUCCAAAAGAAUCCAGCUUUUGAACAUAUGAUUCACUACUGGACACCAGACCUCUGUUGGACGUCUCCGGAGAAGUUUGACCUUGUGCUUACGCUAGGUGGAGAUGGCACUGUGCUUUUCACGUCCUGGCUUUUUCAACGCAUUGUACCACCCGUCCUCUGUUUCUCUCUAGGGAGUCUUGGAUUUCUUACGAACUUUGAGUUUGAAAACUACAAGUCUCAUUUAAACGCAGUUAUGGGGGAUGUUGGGAUGCGAGUGAACCUGCGAAUGCGAUUUACCUGCACGGUAUUCCGAAAGGACCGGAGCAAAGGAGCGGAAGCCGGCGCAGUGGAGGAAGGCGAGCAAUUCGAGGUACUCAACGAGCUAGUGAUUGACCGAGGGCCAUCGCCAUACGUGUCAAAUCUUGAACUGUACGCCGACAACGAUCUGCUCACUGUUGUGCAAGCGGAUGGCUGUAUUUUCUCCACUCCAACUGGAUCCACCGCCUACUCACUGUCCGCUGGCGGCUCUCUCAUUCAUCCCGAUAUUCCUGGAAUUCUCCUUACACCUAUUUGCCCUCACACUCUAUCUUUCCGGCCCAUGGUUCUCUCCGAUUCGCUACUUCUCCGCAUUGCCGUGCCGGCUGGGUCCCGGUCGACGGCAUACUGCUCAUUUGACGGCAAGGGCCGCGUAGAGCUCCGCCAGGGUGACUACGUCACCGUCGAGGCGAGCCAGUACCCCUUCCCAACAGUUGUAGCCAACAACGGGGAGUGGUUCCAGAGCGUCCAGCGAGCCCUACGGUGGAACACCCGUGGCGCCGUCCAAAAGAGCUGGCACAGUGGCGAUGCAUCCAUGGACCCCACCGACGUUGAAAACGAAGACGAAGAGUGGGAUAUAGACACCGAUGCCGGGUACAACGGUACCGAUAGCGGCCUCGGGCCGAGUGAAGACGGCGACACCGGAUCUAAUAGUCCGAUGAAACGCCAGAUGAGCAUGCUCGGCAUGUAG
This is a messenger RNA of Aspergillus puulaauensis, 1956 nucleotides long. It is a transcript of the gene UTR1, whose product is annotated as putative NAD+ kinase Utr1. The record is from RefSeq and is a predicted model, not a curated record. The transcript has 2 exons. The coding region runs from base 1 to 1956 and encodes 651 amino acids. Gene Ontology annotation, biological process: NAD+ metabolic process; NADP+ biosynthetic process. NCBI's taxonomy places the organism in Eukaryota, Fungi, Ascomycota, Eurotiomycetes, Eurotiales, Aspergillaceae. Gene Ontology annotation, molecular function: NAD+ kinase activity.